Molecule: messenger RNA, 432 nt
Organism: Neoarthrinium moseri
Lineage: Eukaryota; Fungi; Ascomycota; Sordariomycetes; Amphisphaeriales; Apiosporaceae
Exons: 1
Coding region: 1-432 (143 amino acids)
Source: RefSeq, a predicted model, not a curated record
AUGGAUCUCAUAUGGAACGGAUACCGGCGGCAGCCCAAUAAGGGGACGAUGGAGAUCUUCCGACAGAUGCGGCCGCGGUUGCUUCCGCUGGCGCAGCGCAUGUACGGGGACAAGAAUGUCAUUGGUAUCCGCUUUGGCCGGCACAAAGGGACAGCGUACAUCCUGAUCUACUUGCUGAAGGAGCCUGAGGGCGCCGAGGGCCACGCCUCGGAUGAGUUCAUGGCGCUCAAUGCUAACUUCUACGAGGUCCUCAAGGAUGGUACGGCUGGCGAGGCCGAGGUCAUUGCCGCACUACCGCCACGGAUGGUAGAGAGGGAUGGGCUGACAGGACUUGGCCUGGUUGAUUUAUUCGAGAUUCAAGUCAACCAUCCCAUCAGUGGGAGGACGUUAGUCGGGCCGCUUGAAAAGCAGAAGCGCUUUAUGGGGCUGUAG